Molecule: messenger RNA, 1154 nt
Organism: Magnolia sinica
Lineage: Eukaryota; Viridiplantae; Streptophyta; Magnoliopsida; Magnoliales; Magnoliaceae
Product: protein PHYTOCHROME KINASE SUBSTRATE 4-like
Exons: 1
Coding region: 1-579 (192 amino acids)
Biological process (GO): phototropism
Source: RefSeq, a predicted model, not a curated record
AUGACACAUCUCGUAAAUCACUGCUACCACGCAGGCGUAUGUGCAGUGCUUUCAUUGCACUGCACCGCCAUAGCAGACGACAGUUUUUUUUUCUCCUCCUUUAAUGGCAGCCUCGGCCAAAGGUCCACCUUCCAAACUACAGAUAUAUCUCUUCCUUACACCAGAUUCCAAUCCAAACCCAAUUUCAGAGACAACUCCUUCUCUUCACAAAUCUGUCCUGAUACUGCUACAACCGUCGCAAAACCAUCCCUCAAACCUGCCGUUGGAAAUCGAGCUGACGACACUGAAAUCAACAUAUUUGACGCGAAGCAGUAUUUCGAUGAAGACCCAGAUCAGAAACAGAUCAAGACAUCUCAGCCACUCGAUCAUAUUGCGGAAAGAUGCGAUCUUUCUACAGCUCCACACCUGUCCUCUGUUUCUUCUGUAGAUGGGUUUGGGAGAAAUUGCAGAAGUGGAUCUUUCCAUGCAACCCCGACAGCUUCUUCAGAAGCUAGUUGGAAUAGUCAGUCAGGCCUUCUUUCAAAUCCGUCGGGUUCGAUUUCAAUCUCCAUGAAAAAUCUCCCUUUGAAUGGGCAGUGAAGAGGGUCAUCUUCUUCCAGAAAAUUGCUCUUUGGAAGAAAAUGCCCCUGUUCUGGAAAGAAAUCUGUCAAUGUCGAAGAGAAAUUCCCAGAACCCAAACACCCAAUUCAUUUGAAUUCAAAUCCCAACGGCUCUGUAUAUCUUAAGAAGCAGAGUUUCAAAGCAGGGGAAUCUUUUCCAUGGAGAAAGGAGGUAAAGAGAGCGAGAACGGAAUCGGAAUUGAGAAUCAGGUGUAUGAAACUGGUGUUACUUACGUUAUCAUGGUGGGGCCCACAUUGACUUUGGACAGUAAGUACAUCAUCUGAGGGCCGGAUGUCUAUAUACAAUUUCCUUUUCGCGGUGAAUCAGUGCUAAUUCCAUACCUUUUUCAUGCUUGGGAAGCAAUGUAGUUGAUGAACACUCCAUUCCCAAAAACUGAUUUUGGAAACCAUGGUGUCCUGUGAUUACAAGUGCACUCUUAUCCAAACAUUGUGAGUGGUUUGCAAUUUGCAGACGCAUUACCGCUGCAGGACUACUAAUACAUUGAUGGGACAGUUUUACUUCCCUCUACAAUACUAUACGCGAAUCCAAACACG